AUGACCUUACCAUGCCUUCCAGCCGAUAUCGUUUCUGAGACACUCGAGCACUUACACUCAGAUCUAAAAUCCAUGCGCUCAUGUAUUUUAGUUAAUCGGAUGUGGUGUAAAGUAGCAAUUCAGAUUCUUUGGCGUUCUCCGUCGCACUAUAAAUCCCUUGCAAACUCAUCGAAAUUCUGGUCUCGCAUCGCCUAUACGGUUAUUUCUUGCUUGAUUCAGUCGUCUACUGGGAAUUUAAUUGAAAUAUUGGAGAUGGAAAAGGAUUCUUCUCAGUUCUCAAACCUUCGAAGUCGGACACCACCAUUAUUUGAUUAUCUUUUGUUUUGGAGAUUUCUUUCUCUCUCAGAUAUCAGUAAUAUCAAAAAAUACAUAUGUCUUGAAGACAAACCCACGUUUGUUGACUAUCUCUUAGAGAGCGAACUCUAUUGUAGUUUUUUGUCAUGUGGUUCCCGAAUAAAAUACCUUGAACUUCCGUUCAAUGUAUAUUUAACACAACAUCCCGGAGUAGAAAUCACAUUAUCAAAUCUUCAAUAUCUACGCUGUGAUGCCAACAUCUCUUCUGACUAUUAUUAUGAAUUGUCGAUUUGUUGUCGCACGCUUCAGAAAUUAUAUAUUGAAAUUUGGGGUGAAGAUAAUGAAGGUCUGGCAAAUUUGAUUAGAUCUCAGAAGGCGCUCAAGCACUUUGAGAUCCACUCUCAGAUAGUUCAGAUAUACCCAAUGAUUUCCGAUGCAUUGUGCACUCAGGUGAAUUCGUUGAGGUAUUUACGGAUAAUCGGGAAUCCAUGUUUUGAGACCGGUGUGAUCGGGAUGUUCAAGCAUUUGACGACAUUAAUAUUAGAAAACUUUAAUCACAAUGUUGAAAUAUUAGAACAAAUGAAUUUUCCAGAGUUGAAGGUUUUAGAAGUAGUUAAUGAUACAGUUACCCCUUUUGAAAUUUACAAAGGAAUCAUCGAGAGUGCAGCUGGAAACGACUCGAAAAAGGGUGGCGGUGGUGGAUUAAAAAGGAUAUACUGGCCAUUAAUGCAUACGACAAUCGAUUUGAAUCCGAGGGUUUAUUCCGAAUAUGUGGUUAAUUAUUGUUCUAAUAUUUUAUUUGUCUCAAUUUACGUAAAAGAGAGUUCUCUAGCUGAGCUUGAAGUUUUACUGGUCCAUUUGGAUAAUCUAGAAGGAAUAGAAAUUCAGGUAGAUAGCAAAACAAGUCCAUCACAUCUGUUCAAUUUAUUGUCUACUAAGUCGCCCAGAUCCCUUACAAUGUUGUCACUCAUGAAUUUUGAUAACGAAUGGAUGUUGACACCUGAAGAGUUGGAUGUGUUUUUUCAUGACUGGGGCAAUAGGAGGAAUGGAGAAGGCUUACGAAUAUACCUUCAACGAGAUCUAAUAUACAGUUCUCAUUACAAAGUGAUUAAGAAGUAUGGGAGAAAGGGAGUAAUACAAGAGUUUAUGGAGUAUUUCCAAAGCAUCUAUGAGAUAGAGGAGGUGAGAAAGAGAUUCGAGCAUGAUGUAUUUUCUGAUUUUAGACAUAGAAUUUAG
Acaulospora morrowiae is the source of this 1530-nucleotide messenger RNA. Lineage: Eukaryota; Fungi; Glomeromycota; Glomeromycetes; Diversisporales; Acaulosporaceae. The record is from the annotation of a GenBank genome assembly.